UCCGCGUCUUCUCAGCACCGCGCCUCAGCCUGGCCUUAGGUGUCUCGUGUUUGGGGGUGAUCUUUGCUGUCGCCGCUAUGGGCAAAACUGCGGACUCUCGGAGUCCGGGAGCCCGGCCCGACCCGGUGCGGAGCUUCAAUCGCUGGAAGAAGAAACACAGCCAUAAGCAGAGCCAGAAGAAGCAGUUGAGGAAGCAGCUGAAGAAGCCCGAGUGGCAGGUCGAGCGCGAGGUUAUCAGCCACCUCAUGCAGAACUACGAGAAGAUAAAUGUAAAUGAAAUUGCAAGAUUUUCAGAUUUCCCCUUGUCCAAAAAAACAUUGAAAGGUUUGCAGGAAGCCCAGUACCGUUUGGUAACCGAGAUACAGAAGCAGACCAUUGGAUUGGCUUUGCAAGGUAAAGAUGUUCUUGGAGCUGCCAAAACUGGAUCUGGCAAGACUUUGGCUUUCCUUGUUCCAGUACUGGAAGCCUUAUAUCGCCUGCAGUGGACCUCAACAGAUGGGCUGGGGGUUCUGAUAAUAUCACCUACAAGAGAAUUGGCCUAUCAGACCUUUGAAGUUCUCCGAAAAGUAGGAAAGAAUCAUGACUUUUCGGCUGGUCUCAUCAUUGGUGGAAAGGAUCUGAAGCACGAAGCUGAGAGGAUCAAUAACAUAAAUAUACUCGUUUGCACACCGGGUCGGCUCCUUCAACACAUGGAUGAAACAAUAUGUUUUCAUGCUACCAAUCUCCAAAUGUUAGUUCUUGAUGAAGCAGAUAGAAUCUUGGAUAUGGGCUUUGCUGAUACCAUGAAUGCUAUUAUUGAAAAUCUUCCCAAGAAACGUCAGACUUUGCUUUUCUCGGCUACACAAACCAAAUCUGUAAAGGACCUUGCACGCUUGAGUUUGAAAAACCCUGAGUAUGUCUGGGUUCAUGAAAAAGCAAAAUACAGCACCCCUGCUACUUUGGAACAGAACUACAUAGUUUGUGAGCUACAGCAAAAAAUAAGUGUGCUAUAUUCCUUUCUGAGAAGCCACCUGAAGAAGAAAAGUAUUGUAUUUUUCUCCAGUUGUAAAGAGGUUCAGUAUCUGUAUCGAGUGUUCUGCCGGCUGCGUCCUGGUGUUUCUAUACUUGCCCUCCAUGGUCGACAGCAGCAGAUGAGAAGAAUGGAAGUCUAUAAUGAAUUUGUUCGCAAGAGAGCUGCAGUACUCUUUGCUACUGAUAUUGCAGCCAGGGGCCUGGAUUUCCCUGCUGUGAAUUGGGUUCUUCAGUUUGAUUGUCCAGAAGAUGCCAACACGUACAUUCACAGAGCAGGUAGAACUGCCAGGUAUAAAGAGGAUGGUGAAGCUUUAUUAAUUUUGCUUCCCUCAGAAGAAAAAGGGAUGGUGCAGCAGCUUCUCCAGAAGAAAGUGCCUGUGAAGGAGAUCAAAAUCAAUCCAGAAAAACUUAUAGACGUCCAGAAAAAAUUGGAAUCGUUUUUAGCUCAAGAUCAGGAUUUAAAAGAAAGAGCUCAAAGGUGUUUUGUCUCCUACAUACGUUCAGUAUAUCUGAUGAAGGAUAAAGAAAUAUUUGAUGUGAGCAAGUUACCUAUACCUGAAUAUGCUCUGUCUCUUGGUCUUGCUGUGGCACCACGGGUAAGAUUUCUUCAGAAAAUGCAGAAACAACCCACCAGAGAAUUGGUAGUGAGCCAAGAUAAUAAAGUAAUUGGGCCAAGGGCUCCCUCCCUCACCAAUGAUGAAGUGGAAGAAUUUAGAGCCUACUUCAGUGAGAAAAUGUCCAUCCUUCAGAAAGGUGGGAAAAGAUCAGAAGGGACAGAGUACAGACUGGCUAACAGUAUUAGUGCUGAAGAGGAAGAAAAGGAAGAUGAAGAAGAAAUGGAAGAGAAACUGGGAAAAGCAAAAGGGUCUCAAACUCAAUCUGUCCCUAGCACUGAUGAGUCUCAGAAAAACAAGGAAGUUUCUAUGCACUUCUUGGACAGAGAUGAUGAGGAGGAAGAUGGACUUGAUGCUGAUUUCUUUAAGGUGAAGCGGCACAAUGUGUUUGGGUUGGACCUUAAAGAGAAUAAAACGUUACAGAAGAAAGAACCUUCUAAAUCCAGUGUCAAGAAAAAAGUGACCAAGGUCGCAGAAGCAAAAAAAGUAAUGAAGAGAAAUUUUAAAGUGAAUAAGAAAAUAACAUUUACUGAUGAAGGGGAGUUAGUUCAGCAGUGGCCACAAAUGCAGAAAUCUGUCUCCAAGGAUACUGAGGAAGAGGAUGACACUGGUGGUAUCAACUUAGAUAAAGCAAAGGAACGGCUUCAGGAAGAGGACAAAUUUGACAAAGAAGAAUACAGGAAAAAAAUCAAGGCAAAGCAUCGGGAGAAAAGGCUGAAAGAAAGGGAAGCCAGAAGAGAAGCCAACAAGAGACAAGCAAAGGCCAAAGAUGAAGAGGAAGCCUUUCUGGACUGGAGUGAUGAUGAUGAUGAUGGAUUUGAUCCCAGCACCCUUCCAGAUCCAGAUAAGUACAGAAGCUCUGAAGAAUCAGAUAGUGAAGAUAUGGAAAAUAAAAUUAGUGAUACCAAGAAGAUGCAGGGAAUGAGGAAAAGGAACAGCGGUGAAGUGGAAGACAUGCGACCCACAAGUUCUAACAGAAAGAAGGCCAAGUGGGAAACCUUAGAGCCUUUGGAUACAGGCCUGUCUUUAGCAGAGGAUGAAGAGCUGGUGUUACAUCUCCUAAAAAAUCAAAGCUAGAUACUUCCUGCUCUUGUCUUCUCCUUGAAAUCUCUGGUCAUGAUUGUAUGGACAAGAAGUUGAAAAAAUGAUUGGUUUUGGGGAACUUAGAUAACAUGAGUCCCAUGCCCAAAGGACCCAUUCUCCAGAUAGAAGUGAUCAUAUCUCUAAGCCCCUUUCACGGGAUGUGCUUGCACCAUCCAAGAGCAAACUCAGAGUGAGGGUGGAUCAUAAAAUUUCCUGAUCCCAUUUUCCAGCAUGUGCUGUGUUAGAUUUUAUCCAUGGGUCCCUACAUCUUGUCAUUGGAAAUGCUUCCUUUGUUUUAAUGGCAAAUUCUGGAGACCUUGCUUCAUUGUUAGAAAUUACUGUGUUGCUUACCUUACAGAAGUUUCUAUGUACUGUUAAACAAAAUUGCUCACAGUUUUGAUUAUUUAAUAUCUCUAAAGAGACUGAGUAAAAUGGACCAGCCCUGAGAAAGAAUGAGUAUUUUUGAAUUGAAAUGAUCAAUAAUAAACAUAUUUCCUAUAAAAUUGCUGUUUUCAACACGUCCGGUAAUCUGAGAGCACUGUCAAGGGAAAGUUCUUAAGAUUAAAAUGCUUGGCGAAUUCCUGAAACAGUAAAUUUUUCAUAUUCCUAAAUUAGCCCUCUUAAAGAUACCAUUUAACUUACAUUUGCAGAUUUGCUAGCUAUCAUUUAUAAAAUCUAUAAAAGUCCUGAAUCUGAAGACUUUGUGAUCUAAAACCUGGUCUCUUGGCAUAUAGUAGCUUGUAGGCCUUCUGCAAAUGUCUUGCAGCCAUUUUUUCUAGCAAAUGGAGGCCACCUCUGAGAGGCUGGGGAGAAUAAGGCCAACACAUCAAGGUGAGCAGAGUGAAGAGAUGGAGAGAAAGCCCUGCUUCAACCAGAUCCAGUCCUUGUACUUCCUAGUUAUGGGUCAGUAAAUUUCUUUUUGGUGUAAACUACUUUGAGGUGUAUUCUGUCUCUGGUACUAAACGUAUCCUGCCUUUAAUAUACACUACACUGUAGGAGAUUUUAGUUUGCUGAUUUUGAAAACUAACUAAAACAUCAGGAUAGUGUUGAUAGAAAACUCAAGUAACAAUGCAUGGUAGAUUAUGUUAUUGUUCAGCAAAUAUUCCCUCCAGCCCCCUCCUUCCCUAUGGGAAGCAUAUUUUUUCCACAUUGCUGGUGAUGUUGACCCUGUGACUUACUUUAGCCCUUGGAAUGUGAUGGAAGUAACUAUGUGCUGGUUAUAAGCAGAGGCUUUAAGAUGCAUUGAUGUGUCCAUCAGCCCUCUCGCUUCCACCUUGAGACCAACAGGGACCAAAGAGAGGACACUGCUUCAGUCUGGACAUGAGAAGAGACGAUGUGAAACAGACCUGCAACUCCACAGUCACCUCUCAAACUUGUGGAGCAAGAAAUCCGCUGACACUUAGGGAGUUAUCACAGAAAAACCUGACUAGUACACAAGGUGAGUGAAACACGUAACCAGUGAACAAGAGCAUUCUUUCAAUCAAUAAAUGUUAAUAAAUUCAGCACCUGCCAUAUUCCAGGCCCUGUACUUGUGAGAAAUACAAACAGUUCCCUCCCCUGCUACCACAUAGUGGAGGAAAAAGAGAAGCAAACUCAUAAUUUUAGUGCUUUGUGAAAGCAGGCAGAAAGAAGAUUAUUGUCUGAGGAGGAAGCUGUCCCUGGAGUGCAGGAAGUAGGGAGGACAUGUAGGUAGUUGCUUGGCCUGGGACCCGGCGACUGAUCUUUGCCUGAUGGUUAACUGAGGCUGAGAGGCCAUUCAUCAGACUCAACUCAUGUAAAAUGAUCCCUAAAACUGCCUAAGACUCUGAUAGCAGAUAUACCCGGCAGCAGAACCCUUUGGAGGACUGCCAUCUCAUAAGCUUAACAUGG
This is a messenger RNA of Equus quagga, 4577 nucleotides long. RefSeq names its product DEAD-box helicase 10 (gene DDX10). The coding region runs from base 78 to 2702 and encodes 874 amino acids. The transcript has 18 exons. Gene Ontology annotation, molecular function: RNA helicase activity; ATP binding; nucleic acid binding. NCBI's taxonomy places the organism in Eukaryota, Metazoa, Chordata, Mammalia, Perissodactyla, Equidae. Gene Ontology annotation, cellular component: nucleus. Gene Ontology annotation, biological process: rRNA processing. The record is from RefSeq and is a predicted model, not a curated record.